AUGGUUCUUUCUAAGCCCGAGAACAAGCACGUCCUGAAGGCCUUCGACCUCACCGGCAAGGUUGCUGCCAUUACAGGCGGCGCCCGGGGUAUUGGACUUGAGGUUUCGAGGGCCCUCGCAGAAGCUGGUGCCAAUGUGGCCCUGAUCUACAACUCUUCUAGAGCGGCAGAGGCCAUUGCCGAAGAGAUCGGUACCCAGAAUAACGUGAAAUCAGCUGCCUAUAAGGCGGAUGUUGGAAAUCAGGAGGAUAUCGAAAGGGUAAUCCAACAGAUCGCUUCAGACUUUGGCAAGCUCGAUAUUAUCGUCGUGAACUCGGGAGUCACUUCCAAUAUCGCGGCGGAAGACUACACCACGGAACAAUGGCGUGACAUCAUGAAAGUGAAUCUAGAUGGCGCGUUUUAUAGCGCGCAGGCGGCUUCUCGGAUCUUCAAGCAACAAGGACAUGGGAAUGUCAUCUUCACGGCCUCUGUCAGUGCAACAUUGGUGAAUGUGCCUCAGAAGCAAGCAGCGUACAAUGCCUCCAAAGCCGGGGUCGUGCAGAUGGCAAAAUGUCUGUCUGUUGAGUGGGUGGACUUUUGCCGAGUCAACUGCGUUUCCCCGGGGUUCAUAGCCACAGAAAUCCUCGAUAUCCACCCUCUGGAAUGGCGCGAGAAAUGGAACGACAUGGUGCCGGCUAAGCGAAUGGCUGAUGCCUAUGAACUCAAAGGGGCCUAUGUGUUUUGCGCUUCCGAUGCCUCGAGCUAUAUGACUGGAGCCAACCUCGUGAUUGAUGGCGGCUACACGCUGCCUUAG
Molecule: messenger RNA, 792 nt
Organism: Aspergillus luchuensis
Lineage: Eukaryota; Fungi; Ascomycota; Eurotiomycetes; Eurotiales; Aspergillaceae
Product: SDR family oxidoreductase
Exons: 5
Coding region: 1-792 (263 amino acids)
Cellular component (GO): intracellular anatomical structure
Molecular function (GO): oxidoreductase activity, acting on NAD(P)H, oxygen as acceptor
Source: RefSeq, a predicted model, not a curated record